Messenger RNA from Aplysia californica (California sea hare), 1990 nucleotides. Its product is annotated as acetylcholinesterase-like. The transcript has 8 exons. The record is from RefSeq and is a predicted model, not a curated record. Gene Ontology annotation, cellular component: plasma membrane. The coding region runs from base 588 to 1790 and encodes 400 amino acids. NCBI's taxonomy places the organism in Eukaryota, Metazoa, Mollusca, Gastropoda, Aplysiida, Aplysiidae. Gene Ontology annotation, molecular function: acetylcholinesterase activity. Gene Ontology annotation, biological process: choline metabolic process; acetylcholine catabolic process.
UUUUAUCAGAGCAUUAGUUUGAUUUUCAGUAAACAGGCACUCCCGCGAAAAAAAAAUUUGAAAUGCUGUCAGGUAAAGUACGUAACGUCUUUGUCAUUUAAAUUCACAUUGUAGACAGAUGCUGGUCGCUUCGGCAUUGCCUGUUUAAAAGCCAAGGUCACACGUUCGCUAGCAGAGACGUCGUGUUGUAAGUGCUAAAACUUGCCGUCACACAAGACACAGGUGUUACAAGCUUUACUUUAAUGUUUGCCGCGAUACAGAGGUCACAGACGUUACACUUGUUGCAAGCGUUGCCGGUGUUACAAAUCAAUUGAUGUCACUCCGUGAUCUAGGAGGUGGAAAUGUACUACACAACCGUCCACCAGAGGUACGGGCUGUACAGACCUCUGGGGGGAUGAACAAACUGGUGUUCUUUCGACACAGUGCCGGGGAUUGUGAGGACUUCAUUAGGAGCAAGGCCAGAGAAAAUCGAGGGCCAGUUUUCAGGAGCAGCGGUAGAUGAGACUGGGUUGGAAAGUCAUUGACUGCAGCCGGCAAUUAAGUCAUCUUUUCUCGCCAACGGCAUCACCGCCACAACGGUCAUCACCAUGACAACUACGAUAGCGUGUCCACCAUCAGCAGCUCUGCUGCAGUUACUGACAUUGUUGCUGCUGCAAAUCAUUGUGUGUGUUGGGCAGAGCACUUUCAUGAACACUACGUUAGGCAUACUGGAAGGUUUCAUUGACGAGUCUGAUACUACUCCUCUCAACGUUUUCUAUGGCGUACCCUUUGCAAGGCCGCCACUGGGUGAGCUGAGAUUUAUGCCCCCAGUGCCAGCAGACCCGUGGGAAGGCAACAGGAAUGCUACGACCAAGCCUAACUCUUGUUGGCAAACCAUGGAUACACAAUUUGGAGACUUCAAAGGUUCAGAUAUGUGGAACCCAAACACUGAAAGAAGCGAGGACUGCUUGUACUUAAACGUCUGGAUCCCCGCCAUCUCAACACCCAAGCCUAUCCUAGUCUGGAUCUUUGGAGGUGGUUUCUGGUCUGGAUCUUCAACCCUGGACGUCUACGAAGCCUCCAAACUUGCCAUCAUGAAUGACGUCAUUGUUGUGUCCAUAAACUACCGAGUCGGCACCCUUGGUUUCCUGUACACAGGUCAUGCAGAUGCCCCGGGGAACGCAGGACUCUUGGACCAGUCGCUCGCUCUUCAGAUGGCCCGCACGUCAUACCUACAAUCUUCCUGCGCACCUGGUGACGUCAUAUCCAGCGGCGACAUGCUGUUCAAGUGCCCGGUGGUGCACUUCAGCGAGCAGUAUGUCAGCUUGAUGAACGCCCCUGUCUACCAGUACUCCUUCAGACAACGACUCAGCAACAACCCGUGGCCAGAGUGGUUUGGCGUGGCUCACGGCUACGAAGUUGAGGCGUUUCUGGGCAUCCCUUUCCUCAAACCGGAAGAGUAUACGGAUGAUGAGCGAGAUCUGAGCAGACAGCUCAUGGAGUGGAUCACCGCUUUUGCUAAAACGGGAGACCCGGGGAGUUCCUGGCCAGCUUACUCUAGUGAGAGAAAAGAGUUCCUAGAGAUCAAGGCAAACUCUUACUCUGUUGGACACGGUCUGCGUCACCGAGAUUGUACUUUCUGGAAGGAAGACAUGCCUUUAAUACAAGACAGAUCCAACGCUCCUUUCAACAGCCGGAAGUGUCCGAGCGCGGCCCCUGUUGUGACGUCAUCAAGUACCUUGCUGUUGUCACUAGCAUGCAUAGAAUUGUUUAGUAUUUUUCUCAAUAGUAUACUGGGAUUUCCUCAAUAAAUAAGUCUCGCGUUUUCUGUACACGAUUCCAAAAAGCUGAAUGAUAGAGAAUGCUAUUGCUCAUAAUCAUGACAACUGAUUUCGCUUCUGUUCGAACUUUUUUGCCUGUUUCCCCAAUCAAGUUGAUUUUACUUUGACUUUAUCAUCAAAUGGUUGUGCUCAUUAUGUGCAUAUCGAAGACUGAAAUGAUUCUUUUUAUG